Messenger RNA from Penicillium maclennaniae, 2070 nucleotides. RefSeq names its product RING-type E3 ubiquitin transferase MAG2. Lineage: Eukaryota; Fungi; Ascomycota; Eurotiomycetes; Eurotiales; Aspergillaceae. The coding region runs from base 1 to 2070 and encodes 689 amino acids. The record is from RefSeq and is a predicted model, not a curated record. Gene Ontology annotation, biological process: positive regulation of transcription by RNA polymerase II. The transcript has a single exon. Gene Ontology annotation, molecular function: transcription cis-regulatory region binding; metal ion binding.
AUGUCGUCCAAUGCAGGACAGAAUCAGGCUCCCUCCAAAGCGGUAAACAUCUCGAAUACCUCGGCCACGUCUACAUUCCACUCGACACCUCCAAUCGACAGUGGCCCACAAAAACGCACUGGGGGCUCUGGAAGCUUCGGCUCUGGCUCAUCUUCGAGGAACUCACCCACGGCGAGAAAUAGCCAGGGUCGAAAGAAUCAACACAAAAACCAGAGGAAACCCCGGCUACUAAAUGAUGACGAAUACAACGAAUCGGUUGGUGCUCCAGCAUCUGCGCGUAAAAGACGAUCGUCUGCUGACCCUUUGAUCUCUCCUGCUCAGGCCGUCAUGAGAUCAACAAAUAGUCGCAAAGGACAGACGUCCAUUACACAUUUGAUGAACUUUUCCCUCCCACCUCGCCCACAGUAUCAACCACCACCACGCAACACGCGCCGCUAUCAGUCAUGGGGAGCGGGAUCCGGAUAUCAUGCAGUGGACAAGGCACGCUAUGUGCACGCCAACUAUCGAUUCAUUGUGUCGCCCGAUCGCAAUUAUCAUGCACAAGCAGCCAACGCCGAUGUUCACUUGGACUGGGAUUCAGUUCUCCAAGUACUUGUAUCGGCUCAGACCCAAGCAGCUAGCUGUCCGAUUUGUCUAUCUACGCCUGUCGCUCCUAGAAUGGCCCGUUGCGGUCAUAUCUUUUGUCUACCUUGUCUCAUUCGCUAUAUGCAUGCAUCAUCUGAUGAUGAUACCCCACUCCCCGAGAAAAAGGCUCGAUGGAAGAAGUGCCCAAUUUGCUGGGACUCGAUAUAUACAUCAGAAACUCGCCCGGUUCGAUGGUUCCGUGGCCAGGAAGGUGACCUCCCCGUAGAGGGUGGGGAUGUCGUGCUGAGAUUGGUCAAGCGGGAACCCGGUAGUACGCUCGCUUUGCCUCGCGACGGUGCUGAGACUCUCGGUGCUGGACAGGAUAUUCCAUGGUAUCAUGUUGCAGAAGUAGCGGACUACGCUCGCAUCAUGAAGGGCGGAGAGGCCUAUAUGAUUUCCCAAUAUGAGACUGAAAUCGAGGACUUGCGCCAGCAAGCCGUCGAGGAUGAGCUACUUUUCGGCGAUGAGAACACCUGGACUCGCAAGGCGAUUGGAGCUAUCAACGCUUCGAAAGAGAAGCUCAAAGGCAUUGGUAAUCCGCCUGACGUUUCAUGGCAACCCAAGGCUGCUAAAGAGCCACCUGUGGAAGUUGUUGGCCCCGCAGUCAACGCGAAAGAGCCUACGAUGCCAGUCGCAAGUGACUCUUCGGCCGAAUCUGUGCCUGAGUCAAACACGGAUGCACUACAACACGUGACGGAAUCUUCCUCAACACCCGCCAUGUCAGACGAAGCGGAGCAUCUCUCAGAGGCCUUGCAAAACAUCAACAUAUCCUCUGAGCUAAACACCAAACCCAAAACUAGGGGCAGGGGCAAAGAGCCACAGGUCUCGCAGCCAUCUGACCAACCUUACUUCUUCUACCAGGCUCUACCCCAAUUCUACCUGUCGUCUCUAGAUAUCCGGAUUCUCAAGGCGGCAUUCAACGAAUACGCUGAUUUCCCAGCGACUAUUUUGCCGCGCGUGGAGCACAUUUCCACCGGUCACAUCGUUGAUGAUGAUCUUCGCAAGCGAGUGAAAUAUCUGGGCCACUUGCCUUACGGUUGUGAGGUCAACUUUCUUGAAUGCGAUUGGAGGGACGUGGUCGUGCCAGAAGUUCUAAACCGUUUUCGUUCUGAGACUGAUCGGAGGCGCAAGCGCAAUCGUGAGAAAGAGGCGCGUGAAGAGAAGGACCGCAUUCGUGCCGAAAAGGAAGAAGACGAUAAAAGAUGGGCCGCUGCACGGCGCAAGCGGCCCAGCAUCGGCAGUGCUAGUGAAGCACCAUUCUCUGCACGAGAUUUCCAACCAUUGGCUAGUGGCCUCGACCCUGCCCUGUUUGAUACCGGUGCUUCUUCUGCUUCUCCUCCCCGUGCAUCCUCUCAAUUUGGAGCAUUGGCUUCGCCAUCCAACAGCCCCCCGGGCUCACGUACAGUCUGGGGGACCACAAUUGUGGGAUCACUUUCCCCCACUUGA